Messenger RNA from Lodderomyces beijingensis, 1560 nucleotides. Lineage: Eukaryota; Fungi; Ascomycota; Pichiomycetes; Serinales; Debaryomycetaceae. The record is from the annotation of a GenBank genome assembly.
AUGUUUCGUCAGGUCAAGAGAAAGACUGCCGGCAGGAGGAACUUUGAAGAAAAGCAGGCGUCGAGUGCCCAGUAUAACCUCCCCAAGCUCUUUUCGUCGAGGCUAUCGUUUUACGAUUUGCCGCCAACCGAGGAAAUCACACUCGAGGAGUUUGAAAAAUGGGCGAUUGACAGGUUGAAGAUCUUGAUCGAGAUCGAGUCGUGCGUAGCAAGGUCCAAGAGCCAGGCAGAUAUCGAGGCCGCAGUGCGGCCGCUUUUGCUAAAGUUCAUGCCAUUGAGCGCCUCGGGCACGGGCACCGCGGAAAAUGUCAUUAUUCAAGAACGAAUGAAGGAUUACUAUAGCCACUUUAUUCUUAGAUUGGUGUUUUGUCGAGGCGACGAGUUGAGAAGAAAAUUCAUCAAGAAUGAAACGAUUUUGUUCAAAGUCCGCUACAAUUUGAUGCAACCAAAAGAGCAGCGCGAGUUUAUCGAGUUGAACCUGUACAAGUUGCCGUGGUGCUAUAUUUCGGCCAAGGAGAAGGAUGAGCUUUUCGACAAGCUCUAUGCUGCAAGUGGGAGCAUCUUGAAACAGCAUUACGCUUUGGAGGCUGUAGACGCAACAGUCACGAAUGACCAGGUCAAGCAGCGCAUGGCUCAAAAGGAAAACUUUAUCAAGUUGCCGUUUGAGAAAAUCACCACCAUGGUAUCUAGUAGGUCGAUAUAUUUACAAAAGGGGUACGGCUAUUUGCCCGGCAGUUUGCAGCUAAACUUGCUCGCGGCCGAGUUUCAAGAAAACUUGGACCAGAUCUUGAUCAGAACAUUCCAGGCUAUCCCGAGACUAGACGAAGAUGACAGGAUCGUUCUCUUGCUCACCAGCUUGUCCAAGAAUUUCGCCAGCUUCCAGUAUGACACUGAUGCCAGUAGCGAGUUCAACUCAGACAUCAAUGCCGUCACCGUCACCUCGAAAAAGAUUAUGCUGCACUAUCCACUAUGUGCCACUCAUUUACAAAGAGGCUUAAUGACUACGUCGCAUUUGAAAUACACAGGAAGGCAACAGUUGGGCAUUUUUUUGAAAGGAAUAGGACUUGAUGUCGAUGAAGCAUUAAAGUUUUGGUCUACCCAGUUUACAAAAAAUAGCAAGCUCACCAUCGACACCUUCAACAAGGAGUAUAAAUACAACAUUCGGCACCAGUACGGACUCGAAGGAGCACGAAUCAACUAUAGGCCGUGGGACUGUGCCACCAUCUUGAACAAGCCCAAGCCAAGCUCAAGCGAGUUCCAUGGAUGUCCCUACAGAGACUUUACUCAAGCGCAGCUACAGCAAGCCCUUGGCGAACGAGGCAUCAAUAGCCAGCAGGAUCUCAAUGCCAUCAUGGACAAUGUCAAAAACCACGAGUUUACCACUGCUUGCACCAGGGUGUUUGAGUUGACGCACCAGAAAGAGCUUCUUGCGAGCAGCAAAACGGGCCAAGCUGCUCAACAGGAGCACAUUAACCACCCCAAUCUAUACUUUGAUCGAAGUAGACAAUUGGAGCGGGCAGUUCUGAAGAAGGACGAGGAGAAGCAGCAUUCAGGGAAAUAG